UGGGCAGCUGUGAAGUGAGCGCCAAGUUGCUCCGCCACUUUCGGUCCCAACUUCGCUCUGCCUUCGACGUCCACGAUGGCUACCGCUCUUGCGUCCCUCCUUCCAAAGCCGCCUACGCUUCUACAGUGUAUACAGCUCCCAGUUGCAGCGCCGUCACAGUCGGUGAUUCUACGCGCGGCAGUCCCUCCGUACGGGCAGCGUCCAGGAUGGAAGCCCACAACACCGGAUGACUUUGGCGAUGGCGGUGCUUACCCUGAAUGCCAUGUUGCACAAUAUCCGCUGGGUAUGGGGAAGAAGAAGGCUUCUUCUGGCAACACACUCGCCCUUCAAGUAGACUCCGAAGGCAAUGUCCGCUACGAUGCCAUUGCUCAGCAAGGCCAACGUGCCGGCAAGAUCGUACAGUCGCAGUUCAAAGACCUCGUGCCGUUGGCACACCGGAAAGACCUUAAUGACACAGAACGGCAACUGGAGCGUCCGUCGGAGGAUGAGAUUAAGGCAGCACAGCCGAAGAAUGUCCCGGAUGGCCAAGGCAAGACGUCGUUCAUCCGCUAUACACCAGGCCAGCAGGGUGGAUCAGACGGGCUGAAGCAGCGUAUCAUCAAGAUGACGGACAUUGUCGAGGACCCGCUGGAGCCUCCAAGGUUUAAGCACAAGAAGAUUCCCCGAGGACCGCCUAGUCCGCCCCCACCAGUGUUGAGGAGUCCUCCCCGGAAGGCCACGGCUCAGGAGCAAAAGGAGUGGAUGAUCCCGCCAUGCAUAUCUAACUGGAAGAACAACAAGGGUUACACCAUCCCGCUUGAUAAGCGUUUGGCAGCGGACGGCCGAGGCCUACAAGACGUUCACAUCAAUGACAACUUCGCUAAACCGUCAUGCACGCGAGAAGUCCGACAACGAGCAUUGAUGCAACAGAAGCUCGCCGAAAAGGAGAAGGCCCAGAAGGAGGAGAACCUCCGUAUGCUUGCUCAGCGUGCUCGCGAGGAACGUGCUGGCAUCCCUGCAUCAGCACGGACAGCAGACAGCAAGCCAUCCGCGGAGCGUACUGCCGCUAUGCAGUCAUCACUAGGUGCAUACGGCAGUGGCUCGGAGGACGAGUCCGAACCCGAGGAAGAGGAGGACGAGGACGCAGCGCGGUUGCGCGACCAGAUGCGGCAGGAGAAGCGACGCGAACGCGAGCGCGAGAUGCGCAUGUCGAACAUGGGUACGGAGCAGCGGCGAAGAUGCUCGCACGCCAGCAGAACCGCGACAUCUCAGAGAAGAUCGCGCUGGGGCUCGCGAAGCCGACGCUUCCAAGGAGAGCAUGCUCGACUCGCGGCUGGUACGGAGGAGGGUAUCACACAGGCUCUCGACAACGAUCGUUUUGGCAUGGGUCAAGCCAAGGUCGGCUUCGAGGGAGCGCAGGACCAGGAAGUCCGCGAGGGUCCUGUGCAGUUCGAGAAGGACACUGGCGAUGUGUUCGGUCUCGACAAGUUCUUGGACGAGGCGAAGAGCGGGAAGAAGAGGGGUCUGGAUACAGACGUCGGCGGUGCACGCAAACGCCAACAAUUAGACAAGGCUGCGGAGCGCGACUUGUGAGCCAUGCGUCGUUUACCUUUCUCCGCUGUGCUAGUAGUGUAUCAUGUUCUCAUUUUACUUAGCCAUAACUUACGAGUGCGCU
Fomitopsis serialis is the source of this 1654-nucleotide messenger RNA. RefSeq names its product SKIP/SNW domain-containing protein. Lineage: Eukaryota; Fungi; Basidiomycota; Agaricomycetes; Polyporales; Fomitopsidaceae. The record is from RefSeq and is a predicted model, not a curated record. Gene Ontology annotation, cellular component: spliceosomal complex. The coding region runs from base 76 to 1572 and encodes 498 amino acids. The transcript is spliced from 9 exons. Gene Ontology annotation, biological process: mRNA splicing, via spliceosome.